Molecule: messenger RNA, 2984 nt
Organism: Hyaena hyaena (striped hyena)
Lineage: Eukaryota; Metazoa; Chordata; Mammalia; Carnivora; Hyaenidae
Gene: GABPB1
Product: GA binding protein transcription factor subunit beta 1
Exons: 9
Coding region: 477-1628 (383 amino acids)
Biological process (GO): positive regulation of transcription by RNA polymerase II
Cellular component (GO): nucleus
Molecular function (GO): transcription cis-regulatory region binding; protein binding
Source: RefSeq, a predicted model, not a curated record
CCAAAGAAUUUGACUUCAGAUGAGUUAACUGAGGAAGGGCAUGAUUUCAUUUAAGAAUGACUAGGAAGUUUGAUAGUAGAAUGGAGAAUAAAUUAGAGAAAGACAAGAUUGAGGCAUAAACAUUAAUUUACAGAUGUCGUAGGAGAGAAAGGAUAGAGACAAGAGCAAAGAUUGAGGCAGAGAGAAAAUACUGUCAACGUGUAUUUAUUGAAGGCAUUGGAAAGAUGUGGAAAGAUUUAAGAGACAUUUAGGAGGUAAAAGUGACAGGUCGUAAUGACUCAUUGGAAUUGAAGUGGGUAGAAAAAAGGGGUCAAGGAGGAUUUAAAAUUUUCUGAUCUACAGAACAAGCCACUACUUGAACAGCUUGACUUUUAAAGUGCCUUGACAUCUACAGGUGGAGGUGUCUAUCCUGUUGAAUAUUUGAGUCUAGUGCUUGGACGGAGGCUUGGACUGAAGAUCGAUUUGGAAGUCAUCAGAUGUCCCUGGUAGAUUUGGGAAAGAAGCUUUUAGAAGCAGCACGAGCAGGUCAAGAUGAUGAAGUUCGUAUUUUGAUGGCAAAUGGAGCUCCUUUUACUACAGACUGGCUGGGAACCUCUCCACUUCAUCUGGCAGCACAGUAUGGGCAUUACUCCACCACAGAAGUACUACUCCGAGCUGGUGUAAGCAGGGAUGCGAGAACCAAAGUGGACCGAACGCCAUUACACAUGGCAGCUUCUGAGGGCCAUGCCAGCAUAGUAGAGGUUUUGCUUAAGCAUGGUGCUGAUGUUAAUGCAAAGGACAUGUUGAAGAUGACAGCUCUACAUUGGGCCACGGAACACAAUCAUCAAGAAGUGGUGGAACUUUUAAUCAAAUAUGGUGCUGAUGUACACACACAAAGUAAAUUUUGUAAAACUGCAUUUGAUAUUUCAAUAGACAAUGGGAAUGAAGAUUUGGCAGAGAUAUUACAGAUUGCUAUGCAGAACCAAAUCAACACAAACCCCGAGAGUCCUGACACUGUGACGAUACAUGCUGCCACACCACAGUUUAUCAUCGGACCUGGAGGGGUGGUGAACCUAACAGAUGAAACAGGUGUAUCAGCUGUUCAGUUUGGGAACUCUUCCACAUCAGUAUUAGCUACAUUAGCUGCCUUAGCUGAAGCGUCUGCUCCGUUGUCCAAUUCUUCAGAAACUCCAGUAGUGGCUACGGAGGAGGUAGUUACUGCAGAAUCUGUGGAUGGUGCAAUUCAGCAAGUAGUUAGUUCGGGGGGUCAGCAAGUCAUCACAAUAGUUACAGAUGGAAUUCAGCUUGGAAAUUUGCACUCCAUUCCAACCAGUGGAAUAGGUCAGCCCAUCAUUGUGACCAUGCCAGAUGGACAACAAGUAUUAACAGUACCAGCAACCGACAUUGCGGAAGAAACUGUUAUAAGUGAAGAACCACCAGCUAAGAGACAAUGUAUCGAAAUAAUUGAAAACCGGGUGGAAUCUGCAGAAAUAGAAGAGAGAGAAGCUCUUCAGAAACAGCUGGAUGAAGCAAAUCGAGAAGCACAAAAAUACCGACAGCAGCUUCUAAAGAAAGAACAGGAAGCAGAGGCCUACAGACAAAAAUUAGAAGCUAUGACUCGCCUUCAGACUAAUAAAGAAGCUGUUUAAUUGAAAUGAACAUGUUGUUUGGAUUUACUUUUGGUUAAGAAAGAACCCAGUCUUGAACUGUACGCAAAAGGUGCAGUCGCAGGAAAGCAGGAGAGCAGAAGAGACUAUGGAUUGAUGACUGGACUUAAGCCAUGAGCUUUGAAUUCUUGUAACAUAAAACUUUACUUUAGAAGUUGUGAAAUGUAUUUAAAACUGAAUUCUGUAAAUAGUUUUUGUUUUUUUACAGUUCCAAAUGAGUUAUAAAGAUUGUUGAAGAGAUCCAAAAACACAAUAAGCCACUGUUUUUGUGAAUUCUUUUUGAUUUUAGUAUGAACCUUAAUUUCUCAGAAACAGAACAGUUUUAAGGGUGAUCGUUGUUGAUUAGACCAAAUGUUAUGUAAUAAUUAUGUGGUGGACUGAUGCUGGAAUUACUCCUGUAGGUAUAAACUUCUAUGUGAAGAGAAGAUUUCUCUCAGGAAAUCUUUGUACAGCUUUAAGUUGUCUCAGAUUCUCUGAAAACAUUUUUUAGAAAGCAAAUUUUUAUAUUUGUUCAAUUUCAGCUAUACCCAAGUAGAUUUACAUGUAUAUGAAGCAAAUAUUUUUUAAACUUUCUGUUUGUACAUAUUCUGCAUGUUUUAUAAUUUCAAAACGCAUCACUUGCAUAAGUAUUUUUCCCACAAAGAUGAUGAAAGUUACUAGAAGAAAAAAGUCCUUUUAUUUAGUAGGUCAUUGAAAGUAAGUAAGCUUGCAGCUGGUUUUAUUGGAAUGACAAUGUUCUUAGAAGGAGCAGCUUACAAGAAAACUUGAAUUUGCAAACUGCAAAAUCUAUGCUUUUUUGAAAAUUUCAUAGUGGGGACGUGAAACUGUAUUCUGUGCCUUCCAUCAUGAUUUCCACAUGAAAGCACUUUAAGGCACUGGAUUUUAAGAUAACGUUUUUGGAAUACUCAGAGCAUAUGGGUUUCUGAAAUAUUUCAUGGACUCAUUUCUCCCCAGGAAAUUAUUCUUACGGAAAAAAAAAAUUGCUUUUGUAUGUAGAACAAGAACUUUUUGUACUACAGUGAUGCUAUAGAUAUGUCUAACAUAACUUUUACUUUUCCCUGUGAAAGCUGUAUGUCUGUGCUGUGACUUGCUCUCAUCACAAUAUUGUUGAAUUCCACAAUGUAUGGACGUUAAACUCUGACAUACUGUUCAUUCUUUUUUUGUAAAACAUAACUUCAAGCUCUUUUUUCUUGCCUUAUUUUUAAUGUUUUAUUGCUUUAUGAAAAUGUUUAACCCUAAGACCCUCCUAGAUUACCUAUCUGUAUAAAGAAGCAAUUACCCUUAAAACUGUACUCUGGCCUACUUUUCUAUUUUACAAUUAAAUAUCUUUUCCACAUA